AUGUCCACCCAACCAGCACCCCAGCCCCAAACCCCAAACAAAACCCCCGAACACCACCACCUCGAACUCCUCCUCACCACCAAACUCCCGCAAAGCCCAAUCUACGCCUUCCUCCUCACCCCGCUGCACAUAACCAGCGCCACGCGCAACCACUUCACCGCCCGCCUCCCCCUCAGCCCCGCCCACCUCAACAGCGCCGGAAGCCUGCACGGCUCCGUCUCCGCCACAAUCGUAGACUGGGCGGGCGGUAUGGCGAUCGCCACGCACGAUCUGCGCUCCAGCACGGGCGUCAGCGUGGAUAUUCACGUCUCGUACCAGUCCGGCGCGAAGCUGGGGGAGACGGUGGAGAUUGAGGGGGUGGUGGAGCGGGUGGGGGGGAACUUGGCGUUUACGCGGGUGGGGAUUUAUGGUGUUGAGGAGGGAGAUGGGCGACGGGGCAGGUUGGUGGCGAGUGGGACACAUACGAAGUUUGUCAGGGGGACGGGGAGGUGA
Messenger RNA from Neohortaea acidophila, 492 nucleotides. Its product is annotated as HotDog domain-containing protein. NCBI's taxonomy places the organism in Eukaryota, Fungi, Ascomycota, Dothideomycetes, Mycosphaerellales, Teratosphaeriaceae. The record is from RefSeq and is a predicted model, not a curated record. The transcript has a single exon. Gene Ontology annotation, molecular function: fatty acyl-CoA hydrolase activity. Bases 1 to 492 code for a protein of 163 amino acids.